UUGAGUCACACGAUGCCACCCUCACCUUACAUUUUCUCUCUCUUUUUGUAUCUUUCUCUCUCUAUAUCUAUACAUUUACAUGUUUACAAACUUUAUAUAUGCGUAUAUAUAACUCUAUAUACACAGAUAUAUAUUUCUUCUACUCUUCCUCCUGCACCACAACGCUGUCUCGGCGCAUAUUAGCAAACACUUCAAAAUCGAAAGAAAAAAAAAAUCAACAAUCAGUACCUUGAAUUUGUUACUCUGUAUGUAGCUUAGCACCAUGAGCAGCGACGAGAAGAUGAAGAUGAUGAACAAUCGCAGCCGUCCGAUCACCGGCCUAUUCGGUUCCCUCUACACCGCGCAACAUGCGAUCCUCACUACUUUCUCUCUCUACCUCCUCCUCUCCACUGCAAUUCCAUCCGUCGGAGCUCAGCCGACGGGAACCGACACACAGUACCCGUACACGAAGUUCAGCCCGUCCAUGGCGAUCAUCAUCGUCGUCCUCAUCGCUGCGCUCUUCAUCAUGGCCUUCUUCUCCAUCUACAUCCGCAACUGCUCCAACGGCGGAGAGAGCGUCGGCGUGCUCGCCGGCAUCAGCGCCUCCAUGCGCGGCCGACGCGGCGCCGCAGCUGCGCGCGGCCUCGACCCGGAGGUGAUCGAGACCUUCCCGACCUUCGCCUACUCCGUCGUCAAGGGGCUCAAGAUCGGGAAAGGAGCUCUCGAGUGCGCAGUGUGCCUCAACGAGUUCGAAGACGACGAAACGCUGCGUUUGAUCCCCAAAUGCGAUCACGUGUUCCACCCCGAGUGCAUCGACGAGUGGCUCGUCUCUCACGUGACCUGCCCCGUCUGCCGAACCAACCUCGUCCCGCAACCCGGCGAGUCUCCGCGAGUUCCAAACCUAGAAGCUGCUGAGCCAAGUCAUAUAGCACUAGACGUUGAGAACACGCAAAACGGCGACGUGUCUUUACCGGUAAUCGACGAUCAUGAUGUGAAUGUUCCACAGCCUCAGGUGGUGGAUCGGAAUAAGAGUGUGAAUCAGAACCGUCCGCCGAGAUCGAGAUCUGUACGGGCGAGAUUGUUCGGGAAGUUCCCGAGGUCGCAUUCGACCGGGCAUUCACUGGUCCAACCGGGGGAGAACACGGACCGGUUCACUCUGAGGUUGCCGGAGGAUGUGAGGAAGCAGGUGAUGAACCGGGCGUUGAACCGGACCAAGAGCUGUGUGGACCGUUCGGUGCUGCUGCCGAGAGAAGGGAGUUCGAGGAGAGGUUACCGAACCGGUGGUGAGGGGAGUAGUAGGGGGAGACGCUACAGGCGUCUCGAGAGUUUGGACCGGGCGGCAAAGUCGGACCGGUGGGUUUUCUCUAUUGCACCGCCGUUUUUAUCAAGGGAAUCGUCGUUUAGGUCGCCUAAAGUGGUGGCGGCUGACGGCGAGGGGACGUCGGUGUCGACCGUUAAGACGGCGUCUAAUGGUCUGGACCGGAAGAAUGGCGAUGCUGACUCGGCUCGGCCACCGGUUUAAUGGUCAAAUUUUGUUUGCCACGUUUUUGCUAUUGUAUUAUUUAUAUAAAAAGAGUAAGGGUCAUUCAGGCCUAGGUCGAGGCCCGUACUGGGCCCACAGUGAAAACAGUGGCAGUGACCAAUUCAAUAUUUGCCUAGUUUGAUGACUACGCCUUAAGAAUAUAUAUAUCUAUAUAUAUAUUUUUUUUCGGUCUCGAGUAUUUUUGUGUGUAUACGAUGUAAAUUAUUCAGAAUUUUUCUUAACGUCGUUUGUUUGUUUUAUUUA
Molecule: messenger RNA, 1765 nt
Organism: Cornus florida
Lineage: Eukaryota; Viridiplantae; Streptophyta; Magnoliopsida; Cornales; Cornaceae
Product: E3 ubiquitin-protein ligase ATL31-like
Exons: 1
Coding region: 263-1501 (412 amino acids)
Source: RefSeq, a predicted model, not a curated record